Nipponia nippon (crested ibis) is the source of this 1467-nucleotide messenger RNA. The record is from RefSeq and is a predicted model, not a curated record. Lineage: Eukaryota; Metazoa; Chordata; Aves; Pelecaniformes; Threskiornithidae.
AUGCAGAGUCCCUUUGGGAAGGGGAGCGAGCUGGCUGGUCCAGCCCCUGCCCCUUCUGCCAGCAGCCCGUUAGAAGUUAUUUGGCUCCGAGCUGGCCUCCUUCUGCCAGAGCGGGUGGCAUCAACUUUUCCACCUUCUGCGCCAAGCUUCUCCCCUCCUUCCCUUCCACCCUCCCCAGGCUCCCCCUCACCGGCUCUGGCCGCAGCAGCCCCCUCGCCUCGGACUGGGGAGAAAGAUGCUGUCGCCUCGGCGCAGGAGGAGGAAACACGCCGCCUCGAACCCGACUGGAGUCGGAAACGCGUAUUCUCAUCUCUCCCUGCCUCUCUAGCAUCCGCCGGCCUGACUGAGGAGCAGAAGGAAUUCCAAAAAGUUGCCCUUGAUUUUGCUAGCAAGGAGAUGGCUCCGCACAUGGCUGAGUGGGAUGAAAAGGAAAUAUUCCCUGUGGAAACAAUGCGGAAGGCAGCCCAGCUAGGAUUCGGUGGGAUCUAUGUGAAACCAGAUGUCGGUGGCUCUGGAUUGUCACGACUCGAUACCUCCAUAAUCUUUGAAGCUUUAUCAACAGGAUGUACCAGCACCACUGCUUAUAUGAGCAUCCACAACAUGUGUGUUUGGAUGAUCGACACCUUUGGCAAUGAGGAACAGAGGCGCAGGUUCUGCCCGUCGCUCUGUAGCAUGGAAAAAUUUGCUUCUUACUGCCUUACUGAGCCAGGAAGUGGAAGUGAUGCAGCUUCCCUGCUGACCGCAGCUCAGAGGAAAGGGGACGCCUACGUCCUGAAUGGCUCCAAGGCCUUCAUCAGUGGGGCAGGUGACACCGAUGUGUACGUGGUCAUGUGUCGCACAGGAGGCCCAGGCCCCAAGGGCAUCUCCUGCCUGGUGCUGGAGAAGGGAACACCAGGGCUCAGCUUUGGCAAGAAAGAGAAGAAGGUGGGCUGGAAUUCCCAGCCAACUCGGGCUGUGAUCUUUGAGGACUGCGUUGUUCCUCUUGGCAACCGGCUGGGAGCAGAAGGGCAGGGUUUCAACAUUGCCAUGAAGGGACUGAAUGGAGGCAGGAUAAAUAUUGCUUCUUGUUCGUUAGGAGCUGCUCACGCCUCUGUUCUUCUGGCUCAGGAACAUCUCGCUGUCCGCAAACAGUUUGGAGAACCCCUAGCAAACAAUCAGUACCUGCAGUUCAGGCUGGCAGAGAUGGCGACGCGCCUGGUGGCAGCACGGCUCAUGGUUCGCAAUGCAGCGCGGGCACUGCAGGAGGGACGGGAGGACGCGGCUGUGCUGUGCUCCAUGGCCAAGCUCUUUGCUACUGAUGAAUGCUUUGCGAUCUGUAACCAGGCUCUACAGAUGCACGGGGGCUACGGCUACCUGAAGGAUUAUGCUGUGCAGCAGUUUGUGCGAGACAUUAGAGUCCACCAGAUCCUGGAAGGUACGAAUGAGGUGAUGCGGAUGAUUGUGGCCAGGAAUCUGCUACAGGGCUGA